UUGGUGGAUGAUGGCUUCUCUUGCUUAAAACGAUGUCAUCCGAAUGAUCCAGUUUGUAUAAGUAAUCAUACUCGCGAAAUACUUUAUCAAUUCAGAAACCUGCCAGCUACAAAACAUAUCAAAUAUCCAGUAGAAAUUUCUCGCGUGAGAGCCCAAAUGGAUACGCCAUUUUCAGUAAAAUAUAGGAUUGAUCGAGCAAAUCGAAAUUUAUUUAUUGUACAACAAGACCGAAAUAUCGGGAUUAUAAAGCAAAUAGCGCCUAUAGAAGGAAAAGAAACAGUUGAAGUGAAGUUGCACAUGAAUACCUACUCGCGAUCUAACGUUCUCUUAGCUCACAAUGUUGCCAUUAUAACGGUGUAUGUUUCACCGCAUAUCUUUUAGUC
Thelazia callipaeda (thelaziosis nematode) is the source of this 383-nucleotide messenger RNA. NCBI's taxonomy places the organism in Eukaryota, Metazoa, Nematoda, Chromadorea, Rhabditida, Thelaziidae. The record is from the annotation of a GenBank genome assembly.